AUGUCUAUUUUUGGUGCACCGCUUCCACAUGAAGACGACACCGCGACGUCGCUUAUCCGGCGUGAGGGUUAUCCACCGAUUGGCUCAUACGAGCAAAUUCCGGAGGUGUACGUGUGCCCCUGCUGUAGCAACAUAAACCCCUCCCAUGAACCUGACCACCUGUUGCGCACCGCAAAGGAGGAGAAGGAAUUGGAGCGGCGUCGGCUCAUGCAACUUGAUAUUUUUGAGGAGCGGGCGAAGCCCAUCAGCAUGGCUGUUCCUCGACCGCGCGCUAUUCCCAUUCAUCAGGACACCGAUGAUGAUCAACUUAACCAGCCGCUCGUGCCCCCACCUCCGAUGACCCUGGAGGAGCUGCGGAAGAUGCAACGGAAAAUGAACAGGACGCGCCUCAUUGUUACAGUGCAUCAUGGAAAGAAUCUUGACCUUCAUCCACUUGAUCCGACAUCCGUUCUCUUGCGUUGUGGAGCGCUUGAGGGACAGACGGCGAAGGUACCUCGUGGUAAUGGGGUUCUUUCCACGUGGGAGGAGAUUUUUGAGUUCUCUUACCCUAACGAAGAGGAGCCGCUUGAGCUACUCGUCAUUGACGACGCUCUGCCCGCCGAGCAGGACCAUGUCUUUGGCGGUAUCGUUGUUCCGCCGUACGCAUUACGCAAUCGCGCUCGUGGUGAUGAGGAGGUGCUACCAGUUUGUUCGCCGGAUGAGAUGCAACGCGGCUAUGGCCGCAUGAAGGAGACUCCUAUGGGCUCUAUUGUCGUCUCGUGGUAUGUGAAGUCCGGUGCAGAGGAGGAUGAGCCUACCAAUGUGAAUCAGAAUCUUGAAAAUCCUGUUGACUGCGUCUUCGUCGUUCACCGUAUCUUCCAGUACACUGACAAUGGAGCAGAGCCCUUCAUGGACGGCGUCCUUUGCGUUCUGCGUGACGCAGACGAUAAUCUCUCUGCCUCAACCCAGUACCAGCCAAGUGGUGUGGCGAAUAUGUCAACGUCGCCGUAUUAUACAAAAGAGGGAUUUAAUUACCUCCCUGAACCAGCCUCGCAGACCAUGCAGCUUAUCACCGAAAAGAGGCUUGGAAACAUCCUGCUCUGCGUUCCGAAGGCUCACGGAGAGGGCGGCGAAGAUGAAGGACUACUGGUUGUUGGUGCUGUUUCACUUGAUUUCGGGGAGUUGUACCACAAGGGCUCUGCCGUCCUGCUUGUUGAGUCAAGGGUGAAGGAGGAUGCCUUGUGGGGUGAGAUUGCGCUUGAGUGGCGUCUCACACCACAUACGACGCUGCAAGAGGAGCUGGAACGGCUCCAAUUGAUUCACAAGAAGAAGUUGGAGCGGGGGGCCAUGGGGCAACACGCGACAAAAACCCAUGGGCCUCUCUUUGUCACUGUCGUGCGUGGCGUGAACCUUUCCGAUCACGAUGGAAACCCGCUGACCCAGGCACAAGUCUGUUUGUAUGCCGGUCAUAUGGAAGGCUCGACAUUUGUUGCAUUCAACACGCUGGACGAGGACGGCAUGACGAACAUCAUCAACUGGAACCAACAGAUGCAGUUUAUUGACUUGGAUUAUGACGAAUCGGACAUAAACGUGCACGUCCUUGACGGCAACGAGAGAAUCAGCAGCGGCGAAUUUGUCGCGGAUAAGGAGAGGAGCUAUGUUGUUGUACAAAUGCACGACCCGUAUGACGAGGAUAAACUGAUGGGUGAAAUUCUGGUGAACUACAGACGUGUUUCCGCCGCCGAUGACGCGGCACUCAGGAAGUCAGAAGACAACAGCGCUACCAACAACGUGAAGAGCGAUGGGGAAGAACGCAUCCUACUAAGCGAGGGAAGAGAAAGGUCUCUUGAGGUUCAAGAUCACCAGAACGGUGACAGGGAAAGCCAUCAUGAAAAUGUCAAUGAGGAAUACGGGGACCAGGCUCUAGCGCAAGAAUACCCCGGAGAGGAGGAGCAUUCAAAGAGAGGACCGUCUUCUGAUCAGGCACGGGCUCAGGACUCCCCUGGAGACGAAAGGCAUUCAAAGAGAGGACCGUCUUCUGAUCAGGCACGGGCUCAGGACUCCCCUGGAGACGAAAGGCAUUCAAAGAGAGGACCGUCUUCUGAUCAGGCACGGGCUCAGGACUCCCCUGGAGACGAAAGACGUUCAAAGAGAGGACCAUCUUCUGAUCAGGCACAGGCCCACGAA
Trypanosoma rangeli is the source of this 2166-nucleotide messenger RNA. RefSeq lists its product as uncharacterized. The record is from RefSeq and is a predicted model, not a curated record. The transcript has a single exon. Lineage: Eukaryota; Euglenozoa; Kinetoplastea; Trypanosomatida; Trypanosomatidae. The annotation marks the transcript as partial.